This is a messenger RNA of Manis pentadactyla (Chinese pangolin), 7590 nucleotides long. RefSeq names its product sorting nexin family member 30 (gene SNX30). The coding region runs from base 231 to 1559 and encodes 442 amino acids. Gene Ontology annotation, molecular function: protein binding; phosphatidylinositol binding. Lineage: Eukaryota; Metazoa; Chordata; Mammalia; Pholidota; Manidae. The record is from RefSeq and is a predicted model, not a curated record. Gene Ontology annotation, cellular component: cytoplasm. The transcript has 9 exons.
CGGCCCAGGUGCCAGCGGAUCCGCGGCCGGCUCGGGCGCGGAGCAGCCCAGCCCAGCGCGGGCAGAGACCAGCCGGCUGGAGGCAGUGGCGGCGGUGGUUCCCAGUCCGGCCGGUGCCGGGCCUCCGACCGAGCCGCGGCCGAGCGGGGCCUCGGCCCGGGCGCUGGGGUGACCCGCAGAAGCGGACAUCUGGAGGAAGCGGCGGCAGCGCGUGCCGAGCGGGGCGCGCCAUGUCGGGAGGGCCCCCCAAGGCCCUGCCGUCCUCGGGGCCCCACUCCCUGCUUGACAUGCCGCACCCGUUGGCGGGCUCCAGCAGCGAGGAGGCCGUGGGCGGCGACAGCACUCCGAGCCCGGACCUGCUAAUGACCCGCAGCUUCGGCGACAAGGAUCUCAUUUUGCCCAACGGUGGUACUCCGGCAGGUACUUUGAGUCCAGCUUCUUCAUCCUCCCUGCUCAACAGACUUCAGCUUGACGAUGACAUUGAUGGUGACACCAGAGAUCUCUUUGUCACAGUCGAUGACCCCAAGAAGCAUGUGUGUGCGAUGGAGACCUACAUUACGUAUAGGAUCACCACCAAAAGUACUCGGGUGGAGUUUGACCUGCCAGAAUAUUCUGUCCGUCGAAGAUACCAGGAUUUUGACUGGUUGAGGAACAAACUGGAAGAAUCCCAGCCCACUCAUCUCAUUCCCCCGCUUCCUGAGAAGUUUGUGGUGAAAGGUGUUGUGGAUCGUUUUUCAGAAGAGUUUGUGGAGACCAGAAGAAAAGCUCUGGAUAAAUUCCUGAAAAGAAUUACAGAUCAUCCUGUGCUCUCUUUCAAUGAACACUUUAGUGUUUUUCUCACUGCUAAGGACCUGAACGCCUACAAGAAGCAAGGGAUCACGUUGCUGACUAGGGUGGGCGAGUCGGUCAAGCAUGUCACCGGAGGCUACAAGCUGAGGAGUCGACCUCUGGAGUUUGCAGCCAUUGGUGACUACUUGGAUACGUUUGCUCUCAAACUGGGAACCAUUGAUCGAAUAGCCCAGCGGAUCAUCAAAGAAGAAAUAGAGUACCUUGUAGAGCUGAGAGAAUAUGGGCCAGUGUACUCCACGUGGAGUGCCUUAGAGGGGGAGCUGGCUGAACCCCUGGAGGGUGUGUCAGCUUGCAUUGGCAACUGCUCUGCAGCCUUGGAAGAACUGACGGAUGACAUGACAGAAGACUUUCUACCUGUGCUCAGGGAAUAUAUUUUAUACUCUGACUCCAUGAAGAGCGUACUGAAGAAGAGGGACCAAGUGCAAGCCGAGUACGAAGCCAAACUGGAAGCUGUGGCUCUGAGAAAGGAAGACCGCCCCAAGGUGCCAGCAGACGUUGAGAAGUGUCAGGAUCGGAUGGAGUGUUUCAAUGCUGAUCUGAAAGCUGACAUGGAGAGGUGGCAGGACAACAAGAGGCAGGACUUCCGGCAGCUGCUCAUGGGAAUGGCUGACAAGAACAUCCAGUAUUAUGAGAAGGUACUGAGUGUGCUGUGCCUCAUGGCGUGGGAGUCGAUUAUUCCACUCCUGCAGGAGAAACAAGAAGCCAAAUGAGUUCCUUCCUGGGACAGAGACUUCUACCUGCACAGGGCCUGGCACCCGAUUCCAGAAUGUUCCUGCAGGGCCAGAGAGGCAGCACUGAGAAAACAACCACAGAAACGUCUCUCUUUCAUGUAUUUCUUUCCCUUCCCCUCCUUCCUUUGUCCAAUAGUUGUUUUCGGUUGGUAUUUAUUCCUUGGUGGAGUCUGUAAAGCCGUAAUCAUCUCUCAGUGAAAGAAGCUCACCUCCAUGUGGAGAGGGACUGGUUAAAUGGAGCACCACGAAGCUUUGAAACUGAGGGACAAGACGCCUCUCAGCUGACGUUCCGACAUCUCAUUACAGUUUUGGGUUUGGAGACAUGGAGUUGCCAGUUGUGGAAGAGAACCCAGGUCCCGCUUUUCAAGGACAUGAGGGAGACGUGAACGGAAGGCAGUGCUUGCUUUCCAUGGAUGCGUGGGAGCUCUGUAGCUGGCCUCCAAGGGCCCUGACCUGGCUCAGUCUAGAAGGAGGUGUUGGCACCUCCAUGGAAAGUCCUUAAUGUACAGAGGCCUGUAGCUGUGACUGUGGCCUGCUGCCUGCAUGUAAUGAGUGACAUCUGUUUUAUGGUUUUGGUUCAUAUAGGACCACUGAGGUCAGUGUCUGUAUGUAUCAGUGCUAGAGUGAGCUAGCCAGCAUCCUGACCUCAUGCGAUGCCUUGAGCAGCUGAGGGGGCAUUGCUCUCCCAGCUGGUUUCUGACACUAGAAUGCAGUAGAUUGGAAACUGUUUUUGUGUAAAAUGAAAACAGGUGAGUUUUUCUCUGUGCAGUUCUUCGGUGUUUUUCUUUUGCUUGUUAAAUGUCAUCAGACUAGAGAUUAAGCUUGUUUGGGAAUAUCUAUUGUCUUGAAGUCAGAGUAGCUCCCUAGUUGGUGAGAUCAGUGGGCAUAUGCCAGGCCCCACCAACCAUGUCUGCUUUGUGCCGUUUGCCUUUACCUCACCAAAAAUUCCUAGUUUAAUAUUUCCCACUAUGUCCACUGAGUGUUUAGGCAAUGUUUUGGUGAGAACCUGGUGUAUUGUUAUGACACAGUUGAGAUUGUGUAAACUCACUGUGAAUGUUCUACAUGAAGUGCUUUAACCCUUAACAUGGUCAGGAAGAAAAGUCAGUAUCUGGACAGGCCUCAAAAAUGACAAACGUAAUACCAAACUCUCCACUUCUUGUUCAGCUAAAAUCUCAAUUUGCAGCCAGAUUUCUGGGGACUGCUGGGUGCGUCGAAGUCUUCAUUUCCAACAAUUACCAGGUAUACUUUUCAAACCAACAGACUAAAAGGAUCUAUCUUCCAACUCAAAUUUUAUUUUUUCCCCUGAAAUGAAGCUACAUAGGUCAUGUUUGUGUUCUUUCGUCUGUGGCUCAUUGAAACCUGAGCCUCAAAUAAGUGGUAUUAUUAUUAUUAUUAUUAUUUAAUGAAACCUGUGCUGGGACAUGGCUGCACGUGGAAGUUAACCUGUACAUACUGGGCAACAUGCCACCUGUUUAAGUCACUUCAUUCCUCUUCUGACUGCAGGGUUGACCUUGGCUCAGCCAUGGCUUUGAUGCUGGUGUUGGGGAGGCAGCAGUUGGACAGCACAGAACAGUUUGGUUGUGUGUCGUCGUGUUUGAAAAAGUUGAAGUUUAAAUUAUAAUUUUUAUAUCAGUUGGUACUUGCCUGCACUGUAAGACCCCUUUCAUGCCAUUCUAAAAUCCUUUGAUUUAAAUUUUCAGUUUGGUACAAUUAGAAAUGAGUGAUUGCAGCAGAAGGAUAUGAACGGUCCAUCCACCCCAAGUGGUGAUUCAGUGUUUCAUUCUACCUCUGAACCAUCAUGUGGCGUGGGUAUGGAUGUCCGGGUCCAAUUGACAGCUUGCUGGUAGAACGGUGUGUAUCUAGUAACGGGUUAGUGGCCUUCUAUUAAUAUUUGGAGGAAGACACCAGACCGACCGAGCAGUGAACGCUCAUUUUUGGAAAUGAACACGUUCCAUCUUGCCUUGUGGGAAUGUGUGCUUUAAAAAUGUUGUCCAGGGUGACGAAUGCUUGGGAAGAAUUGUGGAAACAGUUACCAGAAGACUGCAAUUAGUCUGCUUCUAGUAGCCAAAGCCCAGGGACAUUUCUAUGUGUAAGGGUUAGUUGGGAAAGAAGGUGCCCUUCAAAAAUACUAGCUUCCCAGCUGGGACAUAUGGGGAAAGGGGUAGAUGCCCCGUCAUUCCCUUACAUUACUGGAAGCAGAGGACUGGCUGUGAAGGGAUUUGGGCAUCCUGGGAUAUGUCUUUUUCUAUUUGUUUGGCUCCCAGGUGAUGUUCCAGAGAGAGCUGGAACAAGGCCACUGUCCUCUAGCAUGCCAUUGAUAGCAGAGCUGGGCAAACCAGUGUGUGUUGCAGACUUCCUUGGAGAAAUGGUCUUUCUGGAGAAGAGGCCUGUGACCCUUCAGGCUAGCCUCUGAUGAAGAGGGGGCAAGGACAGUAUGCAGUGAAGGAGACAUGUCCUUGUCCACCCCUGGCUCCACCAGGCCCCUGAGGGGCAGCACCCUCAAGCACUUACGUCAUCUCCAGCGUGAAGGUGUCUCCCUGCGAGCAAUGCCAAAGACCGCCUUGUUGAGGCUUUACCACCCCAUCCUUCUUGGCUCCAGAAAGUUAUGGUGCUAAGAUCCCCAACUCCUAUCUUAUAUUUAUUUUCCAGGAGGUUUGUACUUGAGGAUGCACCUUACCUCGGGCAGACGGAUGUGGACAGGUUUUGAGGCUUGAUCACAGGGCAGUGGAAUAGACCAUCAUUCUUGUCAACUGCCCCUGAGCCUGGCAAGUGAAAGGUCUCAUUCCCCCAGGUUAGAAAUCCAGGCUAAGGAAUUCUAAGAGAAUUCCUAGAGACUGAAUAGAUGUCAGACAUGCAGAUGUUGAAGAGAGCGGCUGUGGUUUGCAGCUGCUGUGGAUCUGCUCUUCCUUACGUGGGGGAUCGCCAGCAAGGGUCUAGGCUCUUCUGCUCAGUGAGGAGGGAACAUCCUCCACGGCGAGGUUUGGAGUUGGCUUUUAUCCCCUAGUAAGACUUGAUGAUUCCUGAUGAACUCAGGUAAGUGCAAUUGUGAAGUUAUUUGGCUCGUAUCUCCCCGUGCUGCUCCUGGACUCACCAGACCCCUUUCUUGACCUGAAGUAACAAAACCAGCAUGACUCUGGGGACUGUGGUGAAUGUAACGUAAGUUUGUCUUCAUGCCAAAUUCCAGCCACACCCAGAGCAUGUCCUGCUUCUUGAAUUGAAUGUGUUUUUUCAAUCGCCAUCGACACGAGGGCAUUAAAUGCACACCCGCUGCUCAGUGCUUAUGAAGCUGCCUGUUGUGAUGCAACAACAGGAGUUCUGCUUGAGAGGAGGGUGUGAAGGCCAUGUGGAGUUUGUCUCCCUGGUAUCGGCCCAGGAAACGCCCAGAGUGUGUGUGACUUGGCCCCGCCAUUGAUGGCAUUGAAAUCGCACGUACCUGGCUUUCAGGUAGUCAUCUCUACACUCUGUCUGUCCUGAGGGAGGAGGGAGAGCGGGUUGCAGAGCCACCUGCCAGGUCUGUGUUGGCUUUAUCUGCUUGGGUUUGGGGAUGGAUUAGAAUUGGGCUCUCCCCUGGCUGCCCUAGAGGGCGCUCCCACCCAAGACAGGCUGCCUGUGGUCAACGCUGGGCACGCCCAUUCCGGGCCCCACCUUCCCAGACGCCGCCUUUCAAGGCCUUUGGAAACUGGGGGAUCUAAUCAUAAGCCUGUAGUAACACCGCUUUGCUCUCAUCCCCAUGUCCAAAAUAUUUUAGGAAUUUGGGUUUGUCUUCUCACUUCAGAAGUCCUCAAGACGGCAGGAGAUUGGAUACGCCCUCUCACUUCUUAUGUUGUCUUUAUUCAGAUGGCAGGUGGCAUUUAUCAGUAAAUUUGUAAAUUUGAGGAAAAAAGCAUCUGCAGGGCCAGGCUUACAGAUCAAGUUGAAUGUGUCAGAGUUCUCUUCCUCAUGAUUUUUUAAUUCAGUAAAUAAACCAGGAAACUGAUGUUUCAUCAACUUACCCAAUAGGUGGUUAGCUUUUUGUUUUAAGGAUGUCUGGUCUCCCCACGGCUGCACAGAUGAGAGUGUGCACAGGGCUGUCUGCACUAGAAAAGCCGGAGGAGGGGGGAGCUUUGUCACAGGGGGGUGCUGACUGUUCUUUCAUACUCAUAAGUAUUUAAAUGCAUUCUGGGUAUGGCUGUCUAACCCUUUCUUCGGGGCAGAAAAAUCUAUUACCCUGGCAGUUUUUACUACUACAGAUAGCGUGUAAAUAAGUGCUUUGAAAAAAAGAACCUUAAGAAACCAGUAAGAUAUUUGUCUUAUAUGUAAACAUUCUGUGUAUUUAGCACUUGAAAAUCAACAAAUCCAGACUUUUAAAGUGCCACAGACUGUUGAAAGCCUAACUUUUUGAGAAUUGUCAAUACCUAUUCAUAUGCCUUAUUCUUCAACUAGUGUUUUUUUUUUAGAUUUUGGAUAGAAGGAGGUUUUAGAAUGUAGUCAGUUGUUCAGCUUAAGUACUUGAGGUCUAACACAGCCAGUCCUCCAUCCUCUAAGAACAACGAGCAAGGGCUGCCUUUUGGGAGGAGAAAGCUAAGUACUGCUAUUGCCAAAUGAUAUUUUUGAUAAUGUAAGGAAACACAGGGACCACAAAACCUUUUUUUUUUUUGUUUUGCUUCAAAGUAUGAAAGAUAAAUUUAGUGCCUUUUGGCACACUUUUGAUUGUUGAGGAUAUAUGGUAUCAGCGUCGACAAAUCACACAGACACAAAGAAUUCUAGAGAUCAUGGACAAUACUAAAGGCUUGCCCUGAUUCUGCAGAACAGCUUUUUAAAAGACAACCUUGGUGGGGACAUAGGGGGAGGUGGGCUCAGAGUAUCAUGUUUCAGGUAGAAAUUCUCCACAGAUUGCAAUGCCAAAAACAUGAAACAUACUGUGUUGGAUCACCUAAUUUAGUCCAUUUUUUUUAACAGAGCUUUUACUAUGAAAACCAGUGAUUGAAUAUUGCACAUACACCUCUCCUGGCAGUGCCACCUUCUCACCAGGUGAUUCUGGGCUACUUGUAGGCCAGGUCAGAGGUCGUUAACACCUGUCAGCACUCCACAUGGACAGGCCUGCUCACAGUCUCAGACCAACCCUCCGAUCACUCAUGAUACUAGGACAAGGAAAGAUGGAGGUGGGGAAUCACUUUUCCCCUGGGGAGGAAAUGGGGAUGGGACGGUAGAUUGCAAACAGAAUCGUGAAUCAGUAUCAUAAAGUGAUACCUGUGUCAGCUGGGCCUCCGUCAAAUAACAAACCAGCAGCUAACAGCACUGUCACCUGGGCAGCCCUGAGGUUUGGGCCUGUCCAGUGGAUGCCCUGUCCGUUGUACUUCUAUGUGCCUGUUCCCUUGAUGUCUGUGCGUUGGGAAUGCAUUGAGAGAUGAUGUACAUCUGAUAUGUUCCCAUGAAAUGAACUGCCAGCAAACUUUCUAACUUGUAUUUUAACUAUUGAAUAAGAGAUAAAAACUUUUGCUUGGGUCAUGUCCAAAUUCUGGACUGUAUCUCUUAUUUUUAGAAGUCAUUCUUUACAUUUAAAAUUAAAACAAAAAACACCUGAGAUCAUGAUAAAGUCUUCAGUGUAAAUGUGUUCUCUCCAUGCUGCCAUUAAGCCAAAUCAAAAGCUGUGAGAAGAAAAAAAGUGCUUGAGAAUGUGUGUAGUUGAGAAAGAGAUUUAUUUACAGAUCAAAGUCUGUUUUGUGAAGCCACCAAUCUUUAAAAGGAAUGUCACUUUUUUUUCUUCCUUUGUUAUAGAACCCAGAGAUUGUACAAAGAAAAAAAUUUUCUGUUGCAUUUUUGAUGCCGGCAUGAGGUUUUUGUCCACCUUUUUUCAUAUAUCUGUGUAUAAAAAAUUCUGACCGUUGUUUACUAUGGGAUUAGUAUUACAUUUUGAGGUAAACAAAUGAAUUUGUAUUGCUUGAUAAACUAUUAGCUUGUAAAUUUAAGAAGGUUUCUUUACCUCAAUUAAAGUAAUGGACCAAUAAACCUAUGAAAGAUGCUUUCUUUA